UAUAAGUCUUCCCCUCAAACAGUACUUAUAAAAAGCCUAAAUAUGGGGUGUGGUUCUGAAUUAGUCAAGUUUAUACUAAUUUUAUUCAAUGUUUUGUGCAUGGCUUGUUCUGUUUAUAUACUUGUAUAUUGCUUUCCUAUAGUCAAGCAAAUCCAUGACUUAUCCACCAUGAAGGAGCACUUGGUCAUAAAUUUGGUUGCCAUUAUGCCUCUGGUUCUGGCUGGUCUUAUCUUCUUGAUGGCCUUGUUGGGUUGUUGCGGUGCUCUACGUGGAAGUCCCUGUCAGCUGCGAACCUUUUCUGUCAUCAUGCUUAUCCUGUUUCUUGCCACAGUGGGGUUGGUCAUCCUUGUGUGGACGGAUCAUGACAAAAUAACUCAUUAUAUUCAAGGCUUUAUAAAAGAGUCAUGGAAAACGCACAAGGGUCACAAUGCUUCCAGUGAAAUGUUCCAUAAGUUGGAGAAACAAUUCCACUGCUGUGGUCAGGAUGGUCCUAUCAGUUAUGGAAACGGAGGUGUACCCGCCUCCUGUUGUGGUCGCGAUACUGGAGAGUGUCAGAAGGAUAAUGCCUAUCCAGAAGGUUGUUUGAACAAAAUCCCCAAUCUGUGGGACUCACACGCGAAAACCAUCAAGUAUGGCACUCUAGCUGCAUCUGGUGUUACGCUAUUGACCAGCACCUUUGCCAGUUUUUUGGCUCACAAAAUGGUAAGGGAGGCGGAGUAUGAAUAUAGAUACGAUUAACUGAAGGAUCUGUAAAAUACUCGUUUCAAUAAUGUUUCGUAUGAGGUUAUGUGCUGUUAUUUAUAUAUUUAUUUAACGUCAACUGACACUAGUCGACAGAGAGAUAAUUAAUUAAUUAACGUUUUUAUUCAUCUAUAAAAUAAAAAUUAAAUUAAAUAAAUUUUAUUUCACAACUAAAAAUAUACAAAUAAAAGUCUUUAUUAUAAAUUAUAAUAAAGGCACACUUAGUACACUUUAA
Molecule: messenger RNA, 976 nt
Organism: Drosophila innubila
Lineage: Eukaryota; Metazoa; Arthropoda; Insecta; Diptera; Drosophilidae
Product: 23 kDa integral membrane protein-like
Exons: 5
Coding region: 43-738 (231 amino acids)
Cellular component (GO): membrane
Source: RefSeq, a predicted model, not a curated record